AAGCAAGAUGCUAGCAAGAUGUAGCCAACUUAACAAUAGCGAUCUUGAUUCUCUUGAUUGUUGACUUGGGAUUAUUUAAGGAUUGGGACCUGAAUUGCGGAACAUUUUUAACAAAAAAUAUAAGAUAUAUAGAGGCUCAGAUCAGGUUUAGAUUACAAGAAGAGUUAAACAUGAAGCGCAGUUGCAAGUUGCUGUCCACCUUGGCAAAAGAAGAGUUUGGCAAAUUCUUUGAAUCGUUUGAUACUGUUCUGACAGACUGUGAUGGUGUCUUAUGGAUGGGGGAUAAUGAAGUUAUUGAUUCAGCAAACAUAACCUUGAAUAAACUCCAGGAGCUGGGCAAGAAAGUUUUCUACGUGACCAACAACAGCACAAAGUCAAGGGAUGACUAUGUCAAAAAAUGUGCAAGGCUUGGAUUUAAAGCAGACAAGGAAUCAAUCAUUGGCACUUCAUAUAUUGCAGCUUCGUAUCUAAAAAAUAUAGGAUUUAACAAAAAGGUGUAUGUAAUUGGCACUGAAGGUAUCACCAAGGAACUGGAUGCUGUCGGAAUUAGUCACAUUGGCAUUGGGAGGGAUGUUAUGUCGGACACUGUGGUAGACCACUUGAAAAGUGGUAACUUUACUCUUGACCCUGAUGUUGGUGCCGUCAUUGUCGGAUUUGACCAGCACUUCAGUUAUCCUAAAAUGAUGAAGGCUGCUUCGUACCUUUACAACAAAGAUACCUUGUUCAUUGCUACAAAUACAGACGAGCAAUUCCCGUCAAGUGAUUUUGGUGUGGUGAUUCCAGGCACAGGUAGCAUUGUUGCUGCGGUCCAAACAUGCUCCGCUCGAGAGCCUAUUGUGAUGGGGAAACCUAACCCAACCAUAAAGGACGUAAUUGCUAAAACGCAUAAUCUGGACCCUGCCAGGACUCUAAUGAUUGGUGAUAGGUGCAACACUGAUAUCUUGUUGGGCACUCGCUGUGGCUUUGCAACGCUACUGGUGCUGACAGGAGUGACGCAAAUACACGAAGUGAGAGAGUGGGAGAAGUCCGAAGAUGCAGAACUUCAAAAAUUGGUGCCAGACUUCUACUUGGAUAAGUUAAGUGACCUUCUUGAUUUACUUCCGUAAAUCAAGCUAACAAGGCCCAUUAUUUGUCAUAUUGAAUUGAAAAUCCCGACAUAUUACCUCUUAGUAUACAUACAUAGAUGCCGAAAAACUAAUUGAGCAUAAUAAAGGUGUUAAGCUUUGAGGGAAAUGUGCAGAAUUUCAAUUUAAUAAUUAUGUCACCCGGUUAUUUAUAGUUAGUGUUGCAAACAGUGUUUUAUCAAGAACCUAUUUAAUGGAAAUUUUUGUUUGACAAUGUUAUUUUUAAGAGUUUAAAAUGAAUCGAUAGAACUUGAAUCUAAACAUAAUAAUGACCAUUAAGAGCUGUUAAAUUGAAUAAAAGAAGUUUUAUAUGCUUUA
Messenger RNA from Cloeon dipterum, 1442 nucleotides. RefSeq names its product glycerol-3-phosphate phosphatase. The record is from RefSeq and is a predicted model, not a curated record. The transcript has 7 exons. Lineage: Eukaryota; Metazoa; Arthropoda; Insecta; Ephemeroptera; Baetidae. Gene Ontology annotation, molecular function: phosphatase activity. The coding region runs from base 171 to 1106 and encodes 311 amino acids.